GAAAAAUCUGGAAUCACUCUCACUCAAAAAUAGCGAAGAAACCCAAUGUGGAAAUUUAUGGGGAUUAAAGGUUGCUUCGAAUGUGUUCUUCAUUUACCAAGUCGAAGAUGGGUUCGGAAAUGCCAUCGCCCGAGCUCUCAACCCUACUCUCCAGCCUUACAGUAAAGUCUCAGAGGUAUUAAACUUGGAAUUAGGGGAUGUAAAAUUGAAUGGCUCUGUUACUCAAUUGAGAGAUAAAGACAAUUUGAAGGCAACUAUGGUAAUGAUAGAUCAUUCGGAGCCGCCAGCACUGCCUCAUGCUAUAUAUUCAGUUCUGACAAAAAUUGUGGAUGCAGAGCACAUAUCAUCUACUGUGCCCACUAUCAUAUCCCCUUUUCUUGUACCGGCAUCAAAGCUUAAGUUGGAAGGUAGAUUGAUGACAACAAAUAGCGGAAAGCUCCCUCUUUAUGGUAUCCAAGUAGGCCCUGAGACUGAUGUAAGUCGAGCCAUUGCUUCCAAAACCCAGAAGCCACCUCCUCCAUCUUUGCAAAUUCAUUACGAGCCUCUGGCCUGCUUUCUUCACCUGGUUCAUGCUUCAAACUUGCCGACUUCUAUUAUAGUUGUCCAACGAAGUCAAAGCCCAUUUAAUCAAGCUUUAAAUGUGGAUCUACAGACCCUCUGUGAGAUAGGAGAGCUUGCCGCAAAGGCAGCAAGUGGUGGUGGUGGAGAGCCAUGGCGCACAUUCCAUGGUUAAAUGUUUUAGGUUCCUGCAGGAAGCAGAAACUGAGGUUUAGCAUGUGAGUGGGUGCACAUUGUAGUCAAAACUAGGGCCCGUGGUGCUGAAUUUUUUCGGAUAUGAUACGAAAUGAAGUCAGCAGACAGCAGCAGUGGCUUAAAAUAGUUGAAAGAUGAUCUUAUAUGUUCCAUAUUUGUCGGAUGUAUCAUAUAAUCUGGGAAUUCAGUGCCUGAUAGGUGUUC
Molecule: messenger RNA, 957 nt
Organism: Hibiscus syriacus
Lineage: Eukaryota; Viridiplantae; Streptophyta; Magnoliopsida; Malvales; Malvaceae
Exons: 4
Coding region: 257-733 (158 amino acids)
Source: RefSeq, a predicted model, not a curated record